This is a messenger RNA of Pseudomyrmex gracilis, 1529 nucleotides long. RefSeq lists its product as uncharacterized. NCBI's taxonomy places the organism in Eukaryota, Metazoa, Arthropoda, Insecta, Hymenoptera, Formicidae. Bases 1182 to 1529 code for a protein of 115 amino acids. The transcript has 4 exons. The record is from RefSeq and is a predicted model, not a curated record.
AGCGCACCCUUCGGGAGGUGCUGAAGUGUCUCCGUCGUGCCUCAUGUACGCGCGCCACGAUUGAUCGCGCUCCAUACUCCGAGCUCGAUUUUGGAAAACGUUUUUUUUCUCUCUCUCUCUCUCUCUUUUUUUCUUUCUUUCUCUUUCUCUCUGUUAUACUCUCAUGCUUUUACUCGCUUGAUUUGCUCAACAAGUUUCACAACCCUUUUCCCGGAGCGUGUUAAAAUAAAAGAGAAAGGAGAUAAUUCGACAAGACGCUACUAAAAAGAAAAAGAGAAAUACCGGAAGUUGAGUCCGAAUGGGGUGAAAUGAAGUUAACGAGUUCGUGAGGAGUUCGCGGGAAAAAAGCGCGGCUCGCAUAUACGCACCUCGUGCGAUGAGCCGCUUUUAGUAGGUACGCGUGUGCGUGUGCCGGAAACGCGUUGGUACGUGUGUUUACAACCUGUGGGUGGCGGCGGCAGCGGUAGCGGCGGCGUUAGGCACCGAUUACGGGAUAUGGAUUCGCUGUGGACCCGGGUGGAGGCGGAAGGCGGUAGAUGACGGGUCCGCGGCCGAGCCCGGCGAGAAGAGGCGCCGAAUGAAAGUGAAAACGAAGGACAUUGCACGGUGCGUAGUACUACAAUGUGAGAGGGAGGAUGCGUCGCCCACGGGAAAACGACGACGUAGGAUGCGGGAAGAAGACGCACGCCGGAAGGCGAACGAUGUCUUGAAUUCUUCCCUGUUUCCCUAAUGUGCGCGGGGAGUCAUUUUGAUGGAGAAAUAUUCGAUGCCACGUAUAGGAGCCAUAAAACGUUCGAGAAACGGGAGGGUCCGUCGUGGAACGGCGUUAGGGACGAGCCCGAGCGGGAAGAAUGUUCAUUGACGUUCAAGCCCCCCCCGUGUCCUGGCAAGGAAGCGUUUUACUGCCUACGCACUGGAUCACUUAUACGACGACAAAUGUUCUCUGAAGGCUGCAAACCCGGCGGAUUGUGUGCGCAAGGGUCCACCCUCUUUAGAAUUUCUCGUCCGUAGAGAAGAUCGUCGAAGACAAAGGGGGUUGGCGCGCGAGAGGGGGCGAACGAAACGAGGAGAGGCGCGAGGGAGAAUCGGGAGUCUCUCUCUCUCUCACUCUCUCUUCGGAAGAGAGGUGUGGUUGAAACCGAGGGUUGAAAAAGCGAGAAGGAGAUAAGAAGAUAAGGAAGAUGGGAGAGUGUUCACCGGAUCUCAGCCUUCGGCUACGCGAGGGCAGCUCCGACUCCAGGGACUCCUUCUACAUGGACUUUGCUCAGGGUAUCGAUUCCGAUAUCGAGGAAGUGACGCGACCAGGCGACAAUAAUUCCGAUCCCAUGCUGGAAAACCACUUGGAGGAGAACGGGAACGAGCUGCUGCCGCCGAUCGAGGACAUUACAACGAUCCCCGAAGAGGCCUCGGAAGAAUUAAGAGAGGAGGAGGAGGCGGCCGCGUUGGAAGCUGCGUUGCGAACGCCAGACGGUGGCACUAUUAGCACGGAAAUCGAGAAACCGUCGGCCGCGACGCUCACGCAGGAGUAA